This is a messenger RNA of Megalops cyprinoides (Indo-Pacific tarpon), 3805 nucleotides long. RefSeq names its product rhomboid 5 homolog 1b (Drosophila) (gene rhbdf1b). The record is from RefSeq and is a predicted model, not a curated record. Bases 354 to 3074 code for a protein of 906 amino acids. Gene Ontology annotation, molecular function: serine-type endopeptidase activity. The transcript has 19 exons. Gene Ontology annotation, biological process: regulation of protein secretion; regulation of epidermal growth factor receptor signaling pathway. Gene Ontology annotation, cellular component: endoplasmic reticulum membrane. NCBI's taxonomy places the organism in Eukaryota, Metazoa, Chordata, Actinopteri, Elopiformes, Megalopidae.
GGAGCCCAGACUGGUGUGUGGGAAUGUGCCGGGCACUGUAUGGAAAAAAGAAGACCAUAUCAGCAAUUUCUUGGAAUUUCCAUACUGUAACUUGUCAGUGCUUUGAGAGUAGUUCCGAUAUCUAUUCGAAGAUAGAUGUUUUACAGUUAUCGGGAUCAUACCGAUUUUUAUAUAGGCUAUCUAUCCUGUGGCUGUUCUACUGUGCGAGCAUGAAGUGACAUAUUCCGCACCAUAUCACGUUUGAGCAAACAGGAUCCCAGCCCGCAAAAGCCGGGUCGUGUGUCUUGCAAGACAACAGUUGAAGACCUGAGGAUUUGCAUUAAGGCUGGCCGGCGUGGGGAGGGGCAGUGAGGAUGGCUGAGCCGCGGCACCAGAGCAGCAGCAGCCUGCAGAGGAAGAAGCCGCCAUGGCUGAAGCUGGACAUCCCGCCCACUCAGGUGUCAUUGGACGAGCCCCCCACCUUCAUCCAGCCUGUGAAGCGGCAGGGCUUCCUACGCAGUAUCAGCAUGCCGGCAGACAACACGCACCUCGGCUCCCCGGCCUGUGAGCCCCGCGAGCUCCGUGAGCUCCGCCGGCCCGUCCUGCAGCGCCAGCCUUCCAUCACACAGACCAUCAAGAGCGGAAAGAGGGUGCACUUUGAGCGGAUUAACACUGUGCCCAUUAAAGGGCAGCGGGCCGGCCGCCGUGUUCCCCGGAGGCGUCAGUCCCUGUCCAAAAUCUUCCUCAGGGGCACGGCGGACUGGUUCGGCAUCAGUAAGGACAGCGAUGCCACGCAGAAAUGGCAGAGGAAGAGCCUGCGGCACUGCAGCCAGCGCUACGGCAAGCUGAAGCCCCAGGUCAUCCGGGAGAUGGACCUGCCCAGCCAGGACAACAUCUCCCUCACCAGCACCGAGACGCCCCCGCCCCUCUAUGUGCCCUCCUCCCAGCAUGGCAUGCAGAAGAUCGUGGAUCCCCUGGCGCGGGGGCGAGCUUUCCGCAUGGUGGAGGAGGUGGACGGGUAUAGCGUGCCGCAGACUCCCAUAACCCCUGGCGCUGCCUCGCUCUGCUCCUUCACCAGCUCUCGUUCUGGCUUCAACCGCCUGCCACGCCGACGCAAAAGGGAGUCCGUCGCCAAGAUGAGCUUCCGGGCAGCUGCAGCUCUGGUCAAGGGCCGCUCGUUACGAGAGAGUACUCUACGGCGAACUCAGAGACGCAGCUUCACCCCCGCCAGUUUCCUAGAAGAGGACACGGUGGACUUCCCUGACGAGCUGGACACCUCCUUCUUUGCCAGGUGUCACCAACACCCCUUCCCUUUGCAGGACGGCCUUAUGCAGGAGGAGCUCUCCACGUUUGCAGACGAGGUGUUCGAGUCGCCCUCGGAGGCUGCCAUCAAGGAGGCGGAGAUGAGCAAGGCGGCAGACGAGAGCGACAUGACGGGCAGCGCGCUGGACAAGAGCGAGCUGGAGAGGAGCCACCUCAUGCUUCCCCUGGAGCGAGGCUGGCGCAAGGGCAAGGAGGGCACGCUGGUGCAGCCCAAGGUGCGCCUGCGGCAGGAGGUGGUGAGCGUGAGCGGGCAGCGGCGGGGCCAGCGCAUCGCCGUUCCCGUCAAGAAGCUGUUCGCCCGCGAGAAGCGGCCCUACGGGCUGGGCAUGGUGGGCAAGCUGACAAACCGCACCUACCGCAAGCGGAUCGACAGCUACGUCAAGAGGCAGAUCGAGGACAUGGACGAUCACAGGCCUUUUUUUACAUACUGGAUAACAUUUGUCCACUUGCUGAUCACGAUCCUGGCGGUGUGUAUUUAUGGCAUUGCACCAGUGGGCUUCUCGCAGCACGAGACUGUGGAUUCUGUUUUAAGAAAUAAAGGUGUUUAUGAAAAUGUCAAGUUUGUGCAACAAGAAAACUUCUGGGUUGGACCAAGUUCGGAGGCGCUGAUCCACCUGGGAGCCAAGUUCUCCCCCUGCAUGCGACAGGACCAGCAGGUUCAUGAUCUGAUCCAGAAGAAGAGGUUGAGGGAGCGCGAUUCUGCCUGCUGUGUGCGCAAUGAUCGCUCGGGCUGUGUGCAGACAUCUGAAGAGGAGUGCUCUACCACCUUGGCAGUGUGGGUGAAGUGGCCGCAGCACCCCAGUGCACCGCAGCUAGAUGGAAAAGAGCGUAUAUACGGGUCUGUUUGUCACCAGGACCCCAGAACUUGUCUGGAGCCAGCCUCCGGAUCCCCCCACGAGUGGCCUGAUGACAUCACCAAGUGGCCGAUCUGCACCAAGUACAACACAGGGAACCACACCAACCUGCCCCACAUCGACUGUGCCAUUACGGGGCGGCCCUGCUGCAUCGGCACCAAAGGGAGGUGUGAGAUCACGUCUCGGGAGUACUGUGACUUCAUGAAGGGGUACUUCCACGAGGAGGCCACGCUUUGCUCACAGGUGCACUGCAUGGACGAUGUGUGCGGGCUGCUGCCGUUCCUCAACCCUGAGAUCCCGGACCAGUUCUACAGACUGUGGCUCUCCCUCUUCCUGCACGCUGGGAUCCUGCACUGCCUGGUGUCGGUGUGCUUCCAGAUGACCAUCCUGAGGGACCUGGAGAAGCUGGCGGGCUGGCUGCGCAUCUCCAUCAUAUACAUUCUGAGCGGGAUCACCGGGAACCUCGCCAGCGCCAUCUUCCUGCCCUACAAGGCCGAGGUGGGGCCGGCGGGCUCUCAGUUCGGGAUCCUGGCCUGCCUGUUCGUGGAGCUCUUCCAGAGCUGGCAGAUCCUCGCCCGGCCGUGGCGCGCCUUCGCCAAGCUGCUGUGCGUGGUCCUCUUCCUCUUCGCCUUCGGCCUGCUGCCCUGGAUCGACAACUUCGCCCACAUCUCCGGCUUCAUCUCGGGCUUCUUCCUCUCCUUCGCCUUCCUGCCCUACAUCAGCUUCGGGCGCAUGGACAUGUACCGCAAGCGCUGCCAGAUCAUCGUCUUCCUGGUGGUGUUCGUGGGGCUCUUCGCCGGCCUCGUCGUGCUCUUCUACGUCUACCCCAUCAAGUGCGAGUGGUGCGAGCUGCUCACCUGCAUCCCCUUCACAGACAAGUUCUGCGAGAAGUACGAUCUCAACGCGCACCUCCACUGAGACCCGCCCCUGCCCCCGCCCUCCGCCCCUGCAACAAGGGUGAAGGAGAGGACAGAGAGGGAGCAACUGGGCUGGUGCUAUUCCCAAUCCCUGUCCAGCCUCUCCUACACCUCUACCAAGAAAGGCAGAAGGUGGAGCGUCUCCGGUAUCCUCCGAAACUGGCCCCUUCUGCAAACUGGCAGUGGCCCUUUUUAUUCCCCCGCAUCCCUUCAUGAGAACGUCAUGUAAUCACAGAGAUGUCUCCCCAAAACACCUUUUUAUGUCCCAUCAAUUAUGCAGUCCUCUGGAUACCUUCCAAAUGUCUCUGUAUCAUUGGACUCCAAGGAAUUCCCCCCCCAAAACCCUCUCAUAUCUAAAGGAAAAGAGGCAGACGAGCUGUCCCUGGACAGACUGAUACGUGACCCAGGAGCGGCUCUGUGCCCGAUAUCGUUUGAUGGUUUUCUAUUUAAUUUUCUAAGCACUUCGCAAAGCAGGAUUAGGUUUUAUUACUUCUUGGGAAACCUCAGAGACAAAACUCCACCAGGGGAAAAAAAACAACUAAAAACACCUUUGGUGCCUUGUUGAUAAAUGUACCAACUACUGCCAUAUUUUUGUUACACUAGAUUGAGCACUCAAAUGUUAACCUUUUAUUUGUUUACUGCUGUUGAAGUGGUGAUGAAUUGACAGAAAGGUAGUGUUUUAACUACCACCUACUUACUUGUAACUGAGAAUACAGCAAGAGCAAACCUCAC